AUGCUAACUGGAAGAAAUGUCAUUCCUGAUUUUGAAUCGGUUAGCUCACCGCUCAAGAGCGCCUUGACAGAAUUACUGUCUGUAAGGGUAAUCAACCCGAAAGAAUUGAGAGCUCAGGAUGUAUUAUCAACAGCCCAGCGAGGAUACUAUUACGAGAUUGUGAAGCAUUUGACGCAAAGUAAGAUUUAUGUCUCAGUGAAUUCGAAGGAAGGGACAGAGGAUGAUGUUUCGCGGAAAAAGGCCAAGUCAUAUCGAUUAAUGAGCCAAGAAGAAUUGGUGAUCAAAAUUUGGGAUAUUGUAGCUGAUCAAAUUGACCAAUGUGCAGACGAUGUAAUUGCAGAUUUCAUCGAAAAUUUGGCAUUAGAAGUCGAUUUUGAAGCUGGUUUUGUGCGUCUUUGGCCUGGAUGCUGCUUGGGCAAGUUUAAGGUCCAAGUUAAGCUAAUAACGGAGGCUUUUAGUUACUUGACAAAUACCUUUCCUUUCAUAUUCGACAGGAUACCUGGCGUCCAAUCAGUGACAGAGUUCGCUGACUAUCGUCUAGUAGAGUCAGCACUUUCCGUCCUAGAUAACAAAAUUGAUCGCACAGUGGACGAGAUGAUUCGAACAGUAAGAGAGCUUGCUACCGCAAAAGAUGAGACUCAGGGACUCGCCAGAGAUGACGAAGGAGCGGCCUGCAGCGGUUGCCUUCAGGCAUUUUUACGUGUUAUGAGUAAGUGUAACCUUAUUGUCAUGAAAGAGCAGAGAGCGUCGGUGAAGAGGAUAUACGUCAAAAAUCUUGAAAUCAUGCUGCGCAACAUAAAAAUCUCUUUUGAUAAAGAGUUUUUAAACAAGCUUAAGUCCCUAGUCAUCACAGAGUAUGAAGUUGCUUCAUGUAUUUCACAAAGCUUACCGUUGGAAGCAAAAAAAACUAUCCUCAAUAAACUUCUGUUCGAUGCUGAUCAUUUAAGAAGUAUUUUGACUGUAUACGCUUUUACUCCCGGCUUUAAUAGAGAAUUCGAGUCAUUGAAGUUCGCACACUUUUCCGCCAAUAAGUCCCAGCAGUUUUAUGAUAUUUUGGCAAGGGAAACAACAGAUAAAUUCAAGGCCUCAUACCUAAAACAAUGCAAUAUGAGUGAGAUUCUUGCCUUUUGCGAGUCACUUUAUGCAUUGGAAGAUCCCACAUGUCAUAAGCUUAUCAAAAGGAGUUUGAAAGAAGUGUUCGACGGCGAGCUGAGGAUCCUUGAGCCUUUGCUAAAAACCUUGGACUCCAUAAUAAAAAACUGCUACCAACUACUUAUAAGUGGCCAAUCCAAAUCUGAAGUGCAAAUUGAAAAUGACAAGAGUAAAGUCCACGCCGUCUGGACAAUUUUGAACGAUUUUGACCUUGUAGAGCCAUUUUUCGAGCUCUUUUUUGAGAAGAGCUUCUUUCGAAGAGUAUUGUUAAUGGGCGAAGAUUAUCUGAGAUUCAUGGACCACUCGUUGAAUGUGGAAAGAGAAGUUUUAGAAAAUUUGGAGCUGCACAGAGCUUCGAGAGAUUUUCUUCCGCAGCUGUCCAAGCUGCGAAGUGAUUUGAAAUGCACCAAGUUACUAAACUGUGGAUUUAACGAGAAGGAAAUUAGCAAUGUCCAUCUUAUUCCCAUGAUAUUCGAAAGAAAUAAUGUGCCUUCUACCUUCCAAGAAAUAUCAAGUAACGACAUCACUCUACCCACAACCCUCCAGCAGAUAUGGAAUCGCUUUCAGUCGUUUUACCAAAAGAGUGAUUCAAAAGCGGGGCUUAAACCAUUAAUUUUACAAAAUGCUUUACACCAUCUAGAGGUGCAAACAGAUUUCAAAUUAGAAGAAGGCUCGUUUCUCAUACUAGAAGUUACGUUGAUACAAGCCAGCGUUCUUGAAUUUUUCAAUACAUAUGCUGACUUAACCGUUGCAAAACUCGUGAAGUUGCUCAACGUGUCGGUAACUCAGGUCAACCUUGCCUUAGUGGCCUUUGUAGACGUUCAGUUGCUGAAACUUUCAGGUGGCACUUUCACAGUAAACGCAGACUUUAAAGCGGAUCCACGAAAGAUAAAAAAUGGGAAGUUUAGGGUUGUAAAUAGGUCGGUGCCAAGACCACCCACGAGACAAGGCGGCCCUGCGGUCAAAACUAAUACUAUGUGGGUGAAGGAACUUUUACGCGCUAGCAUCGUUCGAUCACUGAAGGGUUUUCAAGGAAGAAUUACUUUUGAAGAGUUGAAGCUUCUUGUCGAAAAGCAAAACUCUGGCUUCAGUCUAGGGGAAUUCAAAACUGCUCUGUCUGACUGCCGAGAUUUUUAUGAUUUUCAUGACAGCAGGUACAGCUAUAAACCGUGA
Molecule: messenger RNA, 2325 nt
Organism: Lachancea nothofagi CBS 11611
Lineage: Eukaryota; Fungi; Ascomycota; Saccharomycetes; Saccharomycetales; Saccharomycetaceae
Source: the annotation of a GenBank genome assembly